This is a messenger RNA of Mugil cephalus (flathead mullet), 2782 nucleotides long. It is a transcript of the gene wnt2, whose product is annotated as wingless-type MMTV integration site family member 2. Gene Ontology annotation, cellular component: extracellular region. NCBI's taxonomy places the organism in Eukaryota, Metazoa, Chordata, Actinopteri, Mugiliformes, Mugilidae. The transcript is spliced from 5 exons. The record is from RefSeq and is a predicted model, not a curated record. Gene Ontology annotation, biological process: neuron differentiation; cell fate commitment; multicellular organism development. Gene Ontology annotation, molecular function: cytokine activity; frizzled binding. Bases 993 to 2045 code for a protein of 350 amino acids.
AAGACUGCAACAGAUAAUCCAAUAGAAAUGGACACAUCACCUUUAGGUGCUGCUUUGGGAGAAUCUGCGUAAUUUUUCGGUUCCCCUUCUUGAGCCGUCAUUCCUGAGUUAUUACUUAGACUGAGUGAUGGUUUGUGUAAGUCUGUAAAAUAACAGUGCGUCAUACUUUGGGAAUCAAAAACAUUUUGCACCUGUGGGUGAUUUGGAUAUGGCGGUGGGCGCUCAGCUUUUAUCAGAGAAGUGUUUGGAUGUAUUAAAACAGUACAUAAUCUACUGUACAUGUAGUGUCAGUGGAAAAUGUCUGUGACGUUUAAUUAAUUUAUUGUUUCGUCGCUUGUGCUGAACAUGGUUCAUCUCCGCAAAGCCCCUAUUUUGCGCUCAGGAAUCCGUUUUCGUAGCCGCAGAACCGUGCGCGUCAGCAAACGCUGCGGUGCCCCGCGAACGAGACUUGAAACGGGCUUGACUCUCUGCUGACCGACGGUGGCUGCGCGCUCCGCGUGAUUCCUCCCACGCCCGCUCCUUCCCUGAAGGCGCCGGUGCAGCUUGAGUGAGGAGCCCAUCGGCUUGGACCGCAUCUCAGAGCCGCGGAGCUCCGCUCUGGACGCCGGCCAAGCCUGUCUGGUGUCAAACCAGCCUGAACAGAUACUCUCAGACAUCUCAUUUCUUCACCUCAUUCCUGAGACGGGACUGUGCCCACCCCUUGUGUAAAGCAAUUUGAACUUGAUAGCUCUUCAUCUGCCCAUCUCCACUGCAUGUCUCUGGCGGACUGUUAGACAGUCGCUAUUUAACUUCUCUCCCUCACAUGCUCGCUGCCACCGCGCACAAUCUGAGCCAGCUAUGGCUUUUAUCCGCGGAUCGUCCGUCCUCCGACUCUAGUCUAUUUUUAAAACAAGCUUGAUCCGGAGAUUUCACAUUUCUCCAAUGUUUUAUAUUUUUCUUUCAUCCGUGGAAAUGCUCCGUCCAAAUCCAUAAAGGAUCAACGUUUGGCUAAUAUGAACUUAUUGCCAAGUGGAGUAUGUUUUUAUUUAUCUAUAGGCAUCUGCUGGUUGACAGCCGAGGUCGAUGCGUCCUGGUGGUACAUGGGCACCCUGGGCUCCCAGGUAAUGUGCGACAACAUCCCUGGCCUGGUGAACAAGCAGCGCCAGCUAUGCCGCCAGCACCCCAAAGUGAUGCAGGCCAUUGGGGCCGGGAUGAAGGACUGGAUCUCCGAGUGCCAGCACCAGUUCCGCAACCACCGCUGGAACUGCAACACUAUGGCAAGGGACCACAACCUGUUUGGACGCCUGCUGCUACGCAGCAGCCGUGAGGUGGCCUUCGUCUACGCCAUCUCCUCCGCCGGAGUGGUUUACACUUUGGCACGAGCCUGCAGCCAAGGUGAGCUGGACUCCUGCUCCUGCGAUCCCACUAAGAAGGGCUCGUCGCGGGACUCCAAGGGCUCCUUCGACUGGGGCGGCUGCAGCGAUCACGUGGAGCACGCCAUGCGCUUCAGCCAGACCUUCGUGGACGCCAAGGAGAGGAAGGAGAGGGACGCUCGGGCACUCAUGAAUCUGCACAACAACCGAGCUGGCAGGAAGGCAGUGAAGCGCUUCAUGACUCUGGAGUGUAAAUGUCACGGCGUCAGCGGGUCGUGCAGCGUCCGGACGUGCUGGUUGGCCAUGGCCGACUUCAGACGCACCGGCGACCACCUACGAAAGAGGUACAACGGCGCCGUGCAGGUGGCAGUGAACCAGUACGGCACCGGGUUCACCGCCGCGCACACACACUUCAAACGUCCCAACAAGAAUGACCUGGUCUACUUUGAGGACUCACCAGACUACUGCAUACGGGACCACGAAUCAGGGUCCGUGGGGACGGGAGGGCGAAUCUGCAACCGGACGUCCCGCGGCGUGGACGGCUGCGAGGUGAUGUGCUGCGGCCGGGGCUACGACACGUCCCGGGUCAGCCACACCACCAAGUGCGAGUGCAAGUUCCACUGGUGCUGCGCCGUCCACUGCCGCGACUGCCACCAGCAGGUGGACGUGCACACCUGCAAGGGCCAGACGUGACCUGGCCCACGCCGGCGCUACUGACACUGAACCCGGCGGUCGCACUGCUCAUCCAAACCGCUGCCUUCCUGCUGAAGCUACACGUUUGUUUGUGACGAUCACAAGGACGCCCCUGAGUCCACGCGCACCGCUAAGCCCUCACCUCGGUGGUCCCAUCAAACAGUAGGUCUGUGUCCGGCCACGGUCUGUCCUCUGCUCUUCUCCGCUCCUAACCAGAUGCAUCACUUCCGUCUCCUGAAAGACACUGCUUCUAAAGCGCUUCACAGCAGAUGAACAGUAGAGAUCUUUAAAAAGCGGAUCAGCCUCAUUCGUUCAAACGUUUUAAAAUGUUCCCUCCCGGCCUUCUGUUCUUCUUGAAGCCUGCUUCAGGUUCCAGGUGAGACCAGAACCGGUCCUGGUGUAGGAUUUGACGGUGGCUCAAGUUGAAAAUAAGAAGCUGUAAAUGUGGAGGAAAGUUACAGUGACCACAGAGCUUAUGUUAGAUGUAGAGUCGACUGUAGUUUGGUCAAAUCAGCAGGGAGACGUUCAAGGUCUCUUCACUCAGCAUUCUUUGACAACUUGCGUUCUUUGUCUUGAGCUUAAGGUUUGUUUUAGACGCACCUUCCAUUAUUAUCUGCAACUCAUUUAUAGCAUCACUGCAAGGUCACUGUGCGCAAGUUAGUUCUUCUCCUGUAUGGUCUCAGUUUUAAAGUAUAAUUUGAAUUCCUCACAGAACAUAAAUGUGAUUUCUGUCAGUG